GUUUUUUAUAUAAUAAUAGAUAGAUAGAUACAUGCUAAGAUUUCUCCCGAUUUCUUGAAGACAAACGUAAAGGGAGUUGCUUGUCUGAUCCUGAUCUUCCCUCGUCCUGUUCGCUCGUCGACACUUGAAAUCGCGAAGCCGAUAAUAUAGCAGAUGACUGCAAAAUUGAAGCAGGUGAUGCUGCUUUGGCUCGAGGGUUUCCUAGAAGCUUGUUCUCUCCACCGUGUUGUAAUUCUCUGUCACAAGUCGCGAAAGCUCCUAUUACGAACGGGGCAGUGUUUUCUUUUGAAUGGUUUGAUUUUCUUAGGAAGUUUGGGCGUCUUUAAGUGGUUUGUUAAUCCAGCCCUUCAGUGGAUAUUACCUGAUCCAUGCGCUCCCGUCACGUUCCAAGACUUUUGCUCGUAUAAUGGAUCUUAUGCCUUUCUACGUGGUGGUCUUUUGCAGCUAUUUUACGUAUUUUGGUUCUAUCCUAUGUAUAUGCUGAGCUUCAUCUUAAGUAACAUCUGGUAUAACGAUGUUGCAAAGUAUGGAUUUGAGGCAAUUGAAAAAUCUGAGUUAAGGUCGGCAGAAACAUUCAGCCAAUGUGACGUCCCUGCGUCAGUGAACAUGACAAAUGCUGAAAGACCUUCUGGUUUUGGAGGGGUGAUGAUUGAUAUAGGAGAGCAGGUGUAUUCGAUAUUACUCCUGACAUUUUUCUUUACGGAGGUUUAUGUUGUUGGCGUUAUACCAUACAUUGGGAAGAUACUAAAUUUCUUACUUCUUUCAUGGAUGUAUGCUUACUACUGUUACGAAUAUAAGUGGAACUUCUUGGAGAUUCCUCUCGUGAAAAGGCUCGAGUUCUUUGAAUCUAACUGGGCAUUCUUUGCUGGUUUUGGAAGCCCCGGCGUGUUAGCCAUUUUCUUUCUCUCUCCUCUUGUCAGCGGAGCGCUUAUGGCCAUACUGUUUCCAUUGUUUGUUUUAACUGCUACAGGGUCAGGACCUGACAAAUCUAUCGUUGCCCCAAGAGGAACGUGGCAAUGUGCAGGUUUAUUGAGGCUUCCAAUAUUCUAUGUAGCUAACACACUCUCGAUGCUGGCGUUGUCCAUCUUCCGGUUGGAGUCCCUGCAACAUGAGAAGACCGGCUAAGGCUGAAACAUUUUCACUGCAUCUCUCAGUCUUAUGUCAAUACUGCCGUCUCGUUGAUUUCAAGUGGUCGUGCUUCAGCAAUUUAGAGGUCUGGCUUUGGCGCAUAGUUAUCUGAUAGCAAUGCAUAUGAUAGACACUAUGCUGCAAACUGCAAAGCAACGAAUAUGAAAGAAGACUGUCAUGUCAGAAGUAGAGUUUGAUUGUAAAUUAAAUAUAAUCCACAAAUUAUAAGUAAGUCUGCGUUUCAUUCCUUUA
Messenger RNA from Brassica oleracea var. oleracea, 1380 nucleotides. RefSeq names its product protein EI24 homolog. The coding region runs from base 154 to 1125 and encodes 323 amino acids. Gene Ontology annotation, cellular component: endoplasmic reticulum. The record is from RefSeq and is a predicted model, not a curated record. NCBI's taxonomy places the organism in Eukaryota, Viridiplantae, Streptophyta, Magnoliopsida, Brassicales, Brassicaceae. The transcript has 11 exons. Gene Ontology annotation, biological process: macroautophagy.